AUUCCCGGGGGGAACAGCCCCGUGUCCCGGUAUUCCCGGCGGGAGCAGCCCUGUGUCCCGGUAUUCCCGGUACGGGGGGGGGGGGCAGCCCUGUGUCCCGGUAUUCCCGGUACGGGGGGGGAGGGCAGCCCCGUGUCCCGGUAUUCCCGGUAUUCCCGGCGGGACCAGCCCCGUGUCCCAGCGCCCGCCGCGGCCCCGCCGCCGGUGCCGCUCCCCGCCCGCUCCGUUCCGCUCCGCUCCGGGCCGCCGCCGCCGCCGCCGCCGGGCCCGCUCCGCCGCCGCCGCUGCUCUCCCCGGCGAUGGGGACAUCGGAGCCCCCCAACUUCUCCUGGGUGUCGGUGGGGCGGCUGGCGGGGCUGGCCAUGCCGCGGGCGCCGGCGCACUACGAGUUCCUGCUGCGCCAGGGCGUGCGGCACCUGGUGUCGCUGACGGAACGGGACCCCCCGCACCACGGCGCCUGCGCCGGCAUCCGGCUGCACCGGCUCCAUGUGCCCGACUUCACCGCGCCGACGCCGGCGCAGAUCCGGAGCUUCCUGCGGCUGGUGGAGGUGGCCAACGCGCGCGGGGAGGCUGUGGCUGUGCACUGCAUGCUGGGGCACGGCCGCACCGGCACCAUGCUGGCGUGCUACCUGGCGAAGGAGCAGGAGAUGGACGGCGCCGAAGCCAUCCGGGAGAUCCGGCGGCUGCGACCCGGCUCCAUCGAGACGCGGGAGCAGGAGCAAGCUGUGAUCCGGUUCUGCCGGCACCGCGGCGGAGAGGACAAUGAGGAGCCGUGAGCGGCCACCGCCGUGUCCCUGGAGCAGCGUGUGCCACGCCGCUUCGAUGGAGACACAGCCCUGAACGGUGGAAGGGCCUUUCCCAGCUUCCCAUGGCCCCUCCGGCAAUAAAGGACUCUCCUUCUCCA
Messenger RNA from Strigops habroptila (Kakapo), 904 nucleotides. It is a transcript of the gene DUSP23, whose product is annotated as dual specificity phosphatase 23. Bases 300 to 776 code for a protein of 158 amino acids. Lineage: Eukaryota; Metazoa; Chordata; Aves; Psittaciformes; Psittacidae. The transcript is spliced from 4 exons. Gene Ontology annotation, biological process: cilium assembly; protein dephosphorylation. The record is from RefSeq and is a predicted model, not a curated record. Gene Ontology annotation, molecular function: protein tyrosine/serine/threonine phosphatase activity; protein tyrosine phosphatase activity.